Molecule: messenger RNA, 2868 nt
Organism: Lemur catta (Ring-tailed lemur)
Lineage: Eukaryota; Metazoa; Chordata; Mammalia; Primates; Lemuridae
Gene: SEC14L1
Product: SEC14 like lipid binding 1
Exons: 17
Coding region: 154-2322 (722 amino acids)
Biological process (GO): negative regulation of RIG-I signaling pathway
Cellular component (GO): cytosol; cytoplasm
Molecular function (GO): RIG-I binding
Source: RefSeq, a predicted model, not a curated record
CCUCCCCGGAACCGGCGGUCGAGCUGCGGCCGCCGAGCAGUGGAACGGCGACGGCAGCACGGAGCCGCCGGCAUGAGCGCCCCCCGCCGCCCCGCGUCCCGGCCCCGGCCUUUCUGACAAGAGGUGUGAGAGGAUUGCUAUUGCAUUACAAUCAUGGUGCAGAAAUACCAGUCACCAGUGAGGGUGUAUAAACACCCCUUUGAAUUAAUUAUGGCUGCCUACGAAAGGAGGUUUCCUACAUGUCCUUUGAUUCCGAUGUUCGUGGACAGUGACACUGUGAAUGAAUUCAAGAGUGAAGAUGGGGCUAUUCAUGUCAUUGAAAGGCGCUGCAAACUGGAUAUAGAUGCACCCAGACUGUUGAAGAAGAUUGCCGGAGUUGAUUAUGUUUAUUUUGUCCAGAAAAACUCACUGAAUUCUCGGGAACGUACUUUGCACAUUGAGGCCCAUAAUGAAACGUUUUCCAAUCGGGUCAUCAUUAACGAGCAUUGCUGCUACACAGUUCACCCUGAAAAUGAAGAUUGGACCUGUUUUGAACAGUCUGCGAGUUUAGAUAUUAAAUCUUUCUUUGGUUUUGAAAGUACUGUGGAAAAAAUUGCGAUGAAACAAUAUACCAGCAACAUUAAAAAAGGAAAAGAAAUCAUUGAAUACUACCUUCGUCAGUUGGAAGAAGAAGGCAUAACCUUUGUGCCCCGCUGGACUCCACCUUCUAUCACACCCUCUGCGGAAUCAUCAUCAUCAUCUUCAUCGUGCAAGAAACAAGCAGCGGCUAUGGCCAUCGUCAUCCCAGAUGCUGCCCUUAAGGAAGGGCUGAGUGGCGAGGCCCUCGGCAGCCCUGGCGGGGCACCUGAGCCCGUGGUGGGGACUCCUGACGACAAACUAGACGCAGACUACAUCAAGAGAUACCUGGGCGAUUUGACCCCACUGCAGGAGAGCUGCCUUAUUAGGCUUCGUCAGUGGCUCCAGGAGACCCACAAGGGCAAGAUUCCAAAAGAUGAGCACAUUCUUCGGUUCUUACGUGCUCGGGAUUUUAACAUUGACAAAGCCAGAGAGAUCAUGUGUCAGUCCUUGACCUGGCGGAAGCAGCACCAGGUGGACUACAUUCUGGAAACCUGGGACCCUCCCCAGGUCCUUCAGGAUUACUACGCGGGAGGCUGGCAUCAUCACGACAGAGAUGGGCGGCCGCUGUACGUGCUCAGGCUGGGGCAGAUGGAUACCAAGGGCCUGGUGCGAGCCCUCGGGGAGGAGGCCCUGCUGAGAUACGUUCUUUCCAUAAAUGAAGAAGGGCUCAGACGGUGUGAGGAAAACACAAAAGUCUUCGGUCGCCCUAUCAGUUCGUGGACCUGCCUGGUGGACCUGGAGGGGCUGAACAUGCGCCACCUGUGGAGGCCGGGAGUGAAAGCCCUGUUGCGCAUCAUCGAGGUGGUGGAGGCCAACUACCCCGAGACGCUGGGCCGCCUGCUCAUCCUCCGGGCGCCCAGGGUGUUUCCUGUCCUCUGGACGCUGGUUAGUCCAUUCAUUGAUGACAACACCAGAAGGAAAUUCCUCAUUUAUGCAGGAAAUGACUACCAGGGUCCUGGAGGCCUGCUGGAUUACAUCGAUAAAGAGAUUAUUCCAGAUUUCCUGAGUGGGGAGUGCAUGUGUGAAGUGCCAGAGGGCGGACUGGUCCCCAAAUCUCUGUACAGGACUGCAGAGGAACUGGAGAACGAGGACCUCAAGCUCUGGACUGAGAGCAUCUACCAGUCAGCGAGUGUGUUCAAAGGGGCCCCGCAUGAGAUUCUCAUUCAGAUUGUGGAUGCCUCUUCGGUGAUCACUUGGGAUUUUGAUGUAUGCAAAGGGGACAUUGUCUUUAACAUCUAUCACUCCAAGAGAUCACCACAGCCACCCAAAAAGGACUCUCUGGGGGCCCACAGCAUCACUUCUCCAGGCGGGAACAACGUGCAGCUCAUAGACAAGAUCUGGCAGCUGGGCCGUGACUACAGCAUGGUGGAGUCGCCCCUCAUCUGCAAGGAAGGAGAAAGCGUGCAGGGCUCACAUGUGACCAGGUGGCCGGGCUUCUACAUUCUGCAGUGGAAAUUCCAUAGCAUGCCCGCGUGUGCCGCAACCAACCUGCCCCGGGUGGACGACGUGCUGGCCUCCCUGCAGGUCUCUUCUCACAAGUGUAAAGUGAUGUACUACACUGAAGUGAUCGGCUCUGAGGAUUUCAGAGGUUCGAUGACCAGCCUGGAGUCCAGCCACAGUGGGUUCUCCCAGCUGAGUGCUGCCACCACCUCCUCCAGCCAGUCCCACUCCAGCUCCAUGAUUUCCAGAUGGCGAUUUUGCUGACAGCUGCCAAGAAAACGCUCCACUCAACAGUCCUCAUGUGCCCAGAGAUGUUUAUAGAACUAUUUGAAUUGCAGCAAUCCCCCCCACCCCCAGGCUGAAGAUCUGUUCUUUUAAGUUGAUUCAGGAGUGGCUCUGUUUUACCCCAUAGAGUCCAGUGCAUCUUUAAGAGUUCAAAGCACAUGACUGCACAAAUGCUCACAGGGUUUACUCUUGAGUAAUGCACCACCUCAUUCUCCUUGUAAGGAAAUUACGGGGCAUCUAUGGUCUGAGUAUGCGGUUUGCGUUACAUCUCUCUACUUUUAUUACCUUGCCACUCUUUUAAAAUGCUGCUGUCAUUUCCCUUUUUUUCAGUACUAAUGAUUCUUUGGUUUUCCCUCUAUUACUAGUGUCUUAAUUCACUUUCCUUCCUAAAUUCAUUAUUUGCAUAUCAAAUUCUGUAAAUGUUUUGUAAACAUAUUACCUCACUCUUGGUAAUACAAUACUGAUAGUCUUUAAAAGAUUUUUUUAUUGUUAUCUAUAAUAAAUGUGAACUGUUUAAAGAAAAAA